CCGGCCAGCUGUUCACGUAAACGUAGAGCAACAAGUAUACGUUUUGUUUUGAUAAUUCUUUUUGCAAAAUUUAUAAUCCUGUAUACUGCCUUUAUAAUCGUUGUCGGCUUUAAUAAAUUAAUUUGUUAAAAAAAAAUAUAAGAAACUAUUUGCUUAACUAUGCAGUCACUUCAUUGUAUUACAUUUAAAAUAAAACACUAAAAAAUAGAAUUUCAUUCAUAUUAAUAUCGACAAAAGACUACAAGUUUGGCUGUUGUAAUGAAUCGCUAUACUGUAAAUUCGCUGAUAGGAGAGGGCUCUUUUGGGCGCGUAUACAAAGCUAUACGCAAAGAGGAUGCACAAGUGGUGGCAAUUAAGGUGAUAUCUAAGCGUGGUCGCAGCAGCCGCGAGCUAAAGAAUCUCCGUCGCGAAUGUGAAAUACAAGCGCAUCUUAAGCACACAAAUGUCAUUGAAAUGUUGGAGUCAUUCGAAACAAAGAACGAUUUGAUUGUUGUAACAGAAUUCGCCCCCAUCGACCUGCAUCGGUAUCUUGCACGACACGGUGCUGUGCCAGAGGAUAAAGCGCAGCGUCUCAUUUGCCAUUUAGUUUCAGCGCUUUAUUAUCUGCACUCGAAUCGUAUACUGCAUAGAGAUUUAAAACCACAAAAUGUAUUGCUCAAUGAGGAUUUGCAUGCCAAGUUGUGCGACUUUGGUUUGGCACGCAACAUGACUAUGGGCACACACGUUUUGACUUCCAUAAAAGGUACACCGUUGUACAUGGCACCAGAGUUGUUAGCUGAGCAACCUUACGAUCACCAAGCGGACUUAUGGUCGCUGGGAUGUAUAUCAUAUGAAUGCCUGGCAGGUGCGCCUCCUUUCUGCACAACAUCUAUCUUGCACUUGGUGAAGCUGAUCAAACAUGAAGAGGUGAAGUGGCCAACCUUUUUAAGUAGCGACUGCCGGUCUUUUUUGCAGGGUCUGUUGGAAAAAGAUCCCUCAUUGCGCAUAUCGUGGACAGAAAUACUUUGUCAUCAGUUUGUCGAAGGCAAACUCUUCAUAUCGGGCAUCAAGGCUAACAAUUCACCAUUCACAAACCCACAAAAACAAAAGAUCUCAAGAUGUUCUCGCAGCCAACGCUCCAAAACGGACGAUAUCUCGAAGCAAGUUGCCUCAAUGAGCCUCGCAAACGCUUCCCUUUGCACAAACGAAAAUAUGACUUCCUCACGUGACAGUAUCAAUGCAAUACCGCCAAGCGAUAUUGAGAAUCUCGAAACAGAUGUUGAAGAGAACAUUAACAAUGUUACGGUUCCAUUUGCUGAUCAAUCCUAUAAGAAUACUUCAGUUAUCAAAAACCAUGACGUCGAUAUCAUUAUACCUCAUUUUAAUAUAGUAACGGAAGCUGCUGCUGCGGCGCCUGUAAUUAAUUCGCAAACCUGCUUUGUCAGCGGUAAUACAAACAUGAUACUCAAUCACAUGAACGAUAAUUUUAUGUAUGCUGCAAACACAAAUUCAUCACCGCCACAUCAUCAGCCGCAUCAGCAAAGUAAAAAAUCGCCAACUGAAAGCACCAAAUUGCAAGAAACACCUUUGGUUACCAAUACAAAUGUUAAGGCAUCGCGCAGCAAAGAUUUGGAAAAACGUAAGCUGAGUCAGAAUUUGGAUAAUUUUUCGCUACGCUUGGGACAGGGAUUCGAUUCCGAACCACGCAAAACUGUAGAGCGCAGAGAUAAAGAUAAGGAUAAGGAAAAAGAACAAAAGUGUAACAGGAGUAUAAUGCAUUCGGCAGAUGAGAAGCGCAGCACUGGAAAUUCACCACCAUGUCUGCUGCCUGGCUGGGAUUCAUGUGACGAGUCGCAAAGUCCACCUAUUGAAAAUGAUGAGUGGUUGGCGUUUUUAAAUCGCACAAUGCAGGAAGUGCUGGACGGUGAAAUGGACUCGUUAAAGCAACACAAUUUGGUAAGCAUCAUAGUGGCGCCGUUACGCAAUUCAAAAGCUAUACCUAAAGUGGUGGAUAGCGUUGCACAGCUCUUAUCGUUGCCCUUUGUAUCUGAUGAGUCUCCAUGCGUUAUUGAGUUAAUACAAAAUGUUUAUAUCGACGUCAAGCUCGUCCCAAAUCUCAUGUAUGCUUCUAAAUUGCUGAUUUGUCACAAAGGCACCGGCGAUUCGAGCGCCUCGUUGACGCAUUCACAUGGAGGGCGUGCAGUGCGUUCCAUGGCUGAACUUAAUUGCGAAGAAAUACGCACCAUUUCGCGUCUGUACGAAUUGAUAUGUCAUCUAGUGCAUUUGAAGCAGCAAUUUCUCUCGCAGUUCUGUGAUGCAGUUGCCAUUUUGGCAGCGAAUGAAUUGCUGAUUAAUUUGUUGCAACAUGAUUUCCGAAACGCGAACGCUGUGCGCAUUUCGACUAAUAUAUUGGGUCUGCUAAUAUGCGUAUUGCGUGAGUUGCCAGAAAAUGCGGAUUUGGUGGAAAAAGUCAUAUUCAACAGCAAAUUAAAUAUGGUGGCGUUGCUUGGCAAUGCUGAUGACUUGAUACGCAUGCGCAUGUGUAUGCUUUUUCGCUUACUGGCGCGCUUUAGUCUGCGCGGUUUACAAAGUGUUUGGUGUACAGAUAUAAAAAAAGCAAUUGAAGAGUUAGCAGACGAUGACAAUCUGGAAUUGCGAGAGAUCGCCGAAAGUACCUUGGAAGAAUUGCGACACUUUACUUUCUACGGUUAAAAUACAGAUAAGAGGCAUGAACUGCGCCUCGAUCAAAAAAGAAUUGAGAUUUUAGUUUAAGUUACAUCUUUCUAUAUUUUAUAUAUUUUUUACAGCAAUUUUUAUAAUUCCCAUAUGCGACAAAAUGUACGAAUUUACAUUGAAUUUACUUCCUUAACUUUUUUGUAUGUUCCUCUGGACUAUUUCGACUGAAUAAACUGUUUUGAAAAUAAC
Rhagoletis zephyria (snowberry fruit fly) is the source of this 2904-nucleotide messenger RNA. It is a transcript of the gene fu, whose product is annotated as STKc_STK36 domain-containing protein fused. The record is from RefSeq and is a predicted model, not a curated record. Lineage: Eukaryota; Metazoa; Arthropoda; Insecta; Diptera; Tephritidae. Gene Ontology annotation, biological process: smoothened signaling pathway; protein phosphorylation. Gene Ontology annotation, cellular component: cytoplasm. Gene Ontology annotation, molecular function: ATP binding; protein kinase activity.